GCGAUAUGAUAACAAUCUGCAAGCAUUCUUCCUAGGUGAUGUAUUCAGCCUCAAUUUCUACAACAUUUGCUAGGCUGUGUGUGAAUGUGUAGAACGAAUAUACAAAAGCUUUGAUAAGAAUGCCAAGAAAGAAGAAUGUUUUCAUCUUUUUCACUAUUUUGAUAAGGUUCGCUUGGACAUAUUCGUUUUCAUAUUGCACGCAAGUGCGUUUAAUAGAACCUACCCCUCUAGAAGCUUCUCUAGCCGUUAAACGUGGCUUCUCACUUUCCAAGAAUUCACUGAUAGUGCUUAAUCACGUUUUGGCCACUGCCAAAAAAGAAGCCAUUAAGCGAACCACAUCUCAGCACUAUAAAAGAUUCCUGAUUCAUCCCGGCAGAAGUUAGUAGCAAAGUAGAACCGUCCGUUGUACAUCUUUUCUGUGGCUUUUUUUGUAGAUCGUUUGUGUGUGUGUAUCUUCUUUUCACGUGCGUUAAGAAUUGAACGAGGAUCAUAUUAACCAUCAUGGAAAAGUGGCUGGUGUCCAUGCUGAUGUUGACCGCCAUCGCUAGCGCACAAGUGCUAGGCCCACGGUUUAGUUACAGUGGUCGUGACAAUUCGAAUGGUUUGGAGGCGCAACAACCUAAAAAUCAGGGAUUUGGACAAGGACAGCAGUAUAAUCAGCACGGUGGAUUCGGAAACAAUCCCCGUGUAGGUGGUAACCAACCUAAGUCAACAGAUCAAAUUACUUACUACGAUGGCUACCAUGUGCACUCAGAUGGUAGAGUGCACUAUGAUGCACCUCAAGUGCAGGGAAAUGUCCAACCGCAGGGAAAUUUCCAACCGCAAGGAAAUUUCCAACCGCAAGGAAAUGUCCAACCGCAGGGAUAUUACCAACCGCAGGGAUAUUACCAACCGCAGGGAAAUUACCAACCGCAGGGAAAUUACCAACCGCAGGGAAAUUACCAACCGCAGGGAUAUUACCAACCGCAGGGAUAUUACCAACCGCAGGCAGCUUUCCAGCCAGGAAGGCAGGAUGCGCAAGGUUAUAAUUCUAUGCAAGGACAGCAAUUUAAUCCAAUUGGUCGUUUUGGUGGCAAUCCUGAUGUAGGCGAUAAUCAAGACGACGACGACGACGGCGACUCAGACGAUACUACUAACUAUGAUGGAGACCAGCGAUCAGAUAGCACAAUUGAUCAGUCCAAUGGUAAUAACCCCGGUCAGCGUGAGGUAAGUCGCCGUCGACGUCCGAGCUUUACAGUAAAAAAAAAUUAAUUGUUUAAUCCGAAUAAAAAAUGUGAUUUAAUUAUGUA
Messenger RNA from Anopheles funestus (African malaria mosquito), 1289 nucleotides. Its product is annotated as translation initiation factor IF-2-like. The record is from RefSeq and is a predicted model, not a curated record. Lineage: Eukaryota; Metazoa; Arthropoda; Insecta; Diptera; Culicidae. The coding region runs from base 502 to 1251 and encodes 249 amino acids. The transcript has 3 exons.